CAGUCGUGGUGGCUGGGAAGAGAGGACGGAGACAUGCAGCAGCCGCUCAGUCACAUAGUCCAUUGUUUUUGACCACUGCACUGAGGGAGAAGAAGGAAUUUGCCGUGGAUUUUCCUCCAACUUUCUGGCUACCAGUUCUGUACAAAACUUUUUCUCUCACUGUUCUGCGGUCCAGACAGUUGGCAGAGUUUCAUGGACACAUUUCUACGGACAAGCCGUCUUGUGAGGGAGGAAGCUGAGAGGACUGUUCGCCUUGGAUGACCAGCUGAUCUCAAGGAGCAGCAUCUCCUGAGCGGAAACGAGAGAGAGAGCUCAUCUCGCCUUAGGGAACUGGAGGAUCCAACCGCAGGCCGGGGAAAAGUAACCUCUCGACAGACGAGGCGUUCUGAUUUCGUGAGGAUCGUUUCGGACGUUGCAACCAUGGCGGGGAUGUACGGAUGCUUCAAGGGCAGGAAAUGAAACGGAGGAUGUCACCAUUGGGAGCCAGCUUUGGAAGCGGGCCCAGCAGUGACAGCGCUGCCAUGGCAUCAGGAUCUCCAGACGUGGCGACCAAUCAGGAGCCUGCUGAGGUCCAGGAGGAUUGCUCCGGAAAGAAGAAAUCAAAGUUCCAGACGUUCAAGAAAUUGUUUGCUCGGAAGAAAAGGAAAGAGCCGCAGAGCGAGGGAGCGGAGGAGGGCCUGAAGGGGAGCCAGUCGAGUGACAACGUCAGCAAAACGUCAGAGAACAACACACUGAUCCCAUCCGAGAAGGAGAAGGGCUCUGGGUCUAGGAUCAGUCUGGGCAACAAGGCCUUGUCACAUGACUCUGUUUUCGUCUCCGACUCAUCAGAAGCUAACGAGGGCCUUGGGGCGUCUCAGGACAGCAUUCACGGGAAAGUUAAAUCCCUGCAGCUCCAGCUGAAGCAGGUCAUCAGACUGGGUUCUCCUCCGUCCUUAAUGUGUGUGAAGACGACCGAAGACGCCGGAGCCACGUCUGAGGACGACGGCCUGCCCUGCAGCCCGCCCGACUACACAUCCCUUCAUUCAGUCAAGAGUAAAGCUGAGAGGUCCAGCUCCAACAGCCUGCAUGGAGUCGACAGCAACGAGCAGCUGUCCGUCAGAGCUGUGAGCCCCCCCGCGAUUCCCGGGGACUUCAGCCAGCCGGCCAGUCCCUUCGCCUGCCUGGAUAACUCUGCUGCCAAGCACAAGCUGGGCCUGAGAAACAAGGCCUGCAACAGGAGGAAACCCGCCCGUCGCCUGGAGUUGAAAACAGAGGGCGACUCUGCGGUGGAGGAGGAGCUGACGGUGUCUCUGACGGCAGCAGACGUUACGGAGGAGCAGCAGAAGGCAGAAGUCGAAAGUCGGGAUCAGCUGAAAGCGGAAACCGAACAGGAGGAGGACGAAGAGGACAAACCCCAAAAAGAUUCCCCAGCCUUCCCGCUCGGGGCCAACGAGGGAGAAGAUGAUGCGGAAUCUGAACAGGAUGUUUCUCACGCCCCGGACGCUUCCUGUCCUCUAGAGUCCAGACUCUCUGAGGAGAAAGAGGAGGAGGAAGAUGAGGAAGAGCAGGACGUCUCAGUUGAUAGGCACGCUCCCUCCUCCAGCUCCACAUCCUCCUCCUUGGACAGUCCCAGCGUCUCACCAGAGCCCCCUGCUGGUCAGACGGAGCACCUGACCGGCCUCGUCCACUCUGAGAGUGACUCUUCGUCGGGGGAAGAAGAAAACGUCGAGGAGAGGAGCUCUCUCUUGGAGGAGGUGCUGAGCUCCUUGAAGAACUCUCACUCGCCCGAUGUGGAGGUCAGCGGCGUUGUCAUGGAGACAGAGGAGUCGGAGGAUGAGGCAGUGGAAGUUGACGAGAGGAAGGAAGAGGAGGAUCCCGCUGGUUGUGAGGAACCCGCCUUGAGCCCUGACACGUCUGAUCGGAUUGCCCAGGAGGUAGAGGAGGUUCUUCCUCAGUCUCUACAGGAGGAAGAGGAGGUUCUUCCUCAGUCUCUACAGGAGGAAGAGGAGGUUCUUCCUCAGUCUCUACAGGAGGAAGAGGAGGUUCUUCCUCAGUCUCUACAGGAGGAAGAGGUCGCUGUAGAAGAAGAAGAAGAAGAAGAAGAAGAAGAAGAAGAAGCAAAAAGCAUAGAGGAAGAACCUGAGGAGGACAAAGUUUUGGAGCGAUUCAUUCAACACACUGAGGAGGAGGAAGUUGAAUCGGAGGAAGAAAUCAAACAAACCAUCAACCAGGAAGAAGUGGAGGAAGAACGGGAUAGCGGCGAGGAGGAGGAAGUGGAGGAGGAGGGGGUGGAGUUAAAGGAGGAGCCAGAAGCUGUUGAGGAGAAAUGGGAGAACGAGGUUGAAGAAAGGGAGGAAGGAAGCUGUGUCGAGGUGGAGGAGGUGAGAGAUGAAGAAGAGGCAGAGGAGGAAGCAAAAUGGGAUGAAGAGGAAUUGUUGACGGAGGGGAUCCCUGACGCUGAAGACGAGGAGGAUCCGACUGCCUCGUCUAUUCAAGAGGAAGGCGAUGGAGAUGAUGAUACCCCAGAGAUGGAUGAUCAAAUAGUUCCCAAAGUGAACGAAGAGCAGGAAGUUUUAAAUAAGAACUCUGGAGCUGAGGAAGAGGAAGAGGAAGAGCUCCAGGAUCGUAAAUCAGAAGACGUGGAAAGACGUCACAAUGAAAAUCAGAGUGGAGAUGACGUGGAAUUGGGAAAAGACGGAACAAGUCCCCUCAUGGAGGAGAAGGAAGCUGAAGCCGAGGAAGAAGGCCGUGUUUCCUCCAGACUUCCUCCACUGAUCCAGGCGGAGUCACGCUCUGUUUCCUGUUCAGAUCAGAGUCCCACCAGUUCCCCCAGUAAGACCAGCACCUUACACAUCCAUCUGGCCUCCCCCACCUCAGAGAAACCCAGCUCUCCGCUCCGGCUCUCUGAUAUAACAGAGCCACUUUCCCCCGCCGAGGAACCCACAGAGUUUAACGUGACAGAGCGGAUAGAAGAAGUGCAAAAACCAGAAGAAGAAGAAGAGAAGCAAUCAGCACCAGAACAAGGUGAUUCCUCCGGGCAGGAAGCGCCGUCAACACCGACGGAUCAAAGCAAAGUCCGCUUUACCGUCGCCCCGGCGUGGCAGCGGCUACAGAGCCACCCCACCUCCCCGUCUGCCACUCCGGCGCUCUGGGACGGCAGCGCCGAGGUGGAGGCAGCGGACCCGAAGGAACGGGACGUGAAAGCAGAACCCGGCAGCCCAGCCGAGGUGGAAUCGAGUCCGGUCAGAGGGAGGAGUUCAGGGAGCUUCACCGCCAAACCGCAGAGCUACGCAGCGUCCGCUCCAACUGAGGCUCAUACCGCACCGCCGGGGAGAACAUCAGAGAGCGCUGCGGAGGCGGAGGCCGGCCCAGACAGUCCGUUUGGGGUCCGGCUGAGGAAGACGUCAGCUCUGCUCCGGUUCGGCUCAGAAGAGGUCGAAUCAGAGCCUCAAGUCGAGUCGCCGACACAAUCGCCCUCCGCCAAAGCCGAGUCACCCCAGCCAAUCAGCGCCAAGCCCCCUGCGAGCCAUUCAAUCGGCAACAAGCCCGCUCUGCCUAGGAAACCGGAGGUCCACGGAGACGCCGGAGCCAAACCGAGACGCAUCUCAGAACCGGCCGCAGCCCGAAGUGCGCCCGGCGGGUCCGAUGCCCCCAGCUGGAUCUCUGUGGCCAAACAGAAACAGAAGGUUUACAAAGAAACCCCGCUCAAUGAAAUCACAGUCAAGAUGGAGGAGCAGGAGAGGAAGCCGGCGUUGCCUCCAAGCAGGGAGCAGAGCAGCAGCAAACCGCUUGAACCCAGCAGAGUGUCGGUAGAAAAGGAGACCAGAAGAACUUUCUCUGUUCCAACUCCAGUGCCGCCUCAGCCCCCGAAGACUCCGCUCCAAAAGCCGCAGGCACCACCCACCCCAGCGAAACCCUCGCCCCGACCGGACUCGCCCCGACCGGACUCGCCCCGACCGGACUCGCCCCGCUCCUCCCCUUUAAGUCCCCCGCCGGUUCUCUCCAAAAUACCGCCGGUCGCCUUGCCGAGGACUGUCCCGGAAAAGGCUGCCUCCAGGCAGGCUGCGCCCCCACAGCGGGGCUCGCCUCCCGCCACUCUGCCCCAGAAUGAGCCCCCCUGGAUGGCGCUCGCCAAGAAGAAGGCCAAAGCCUGGAGCGAGAUGCCGCAGAUCGUCCAGUGACGGCUCCCGGUGGUCAUGACCCAAAGAAAGUUUUUGGGUGUCAAAACGUAAAAACUAUAAAGCGCCGCACUGCGUUUGCACGUUGUAUCGCCGGCUUCGGGCUUUCUGAUUGGUCUCUGACGUGCAGUCCUACAGCUACAAACAGCUCUUUUUGCUCUGCCUCCACAUGUUCUGCAGCCACGUCUGUCUGAAUCACAGCAGUAAAUGUAUCCAUAUUUCUCUCAGUCUCUAUUAUUAUUAAAUAAGGUGCCUAAAUCAGACACAUUUUCAUAAAACUGCCAACUGUAACUUUGAUCUAAAUUAAGAGUCAAACAUCAGCUAAGAAGCAUCCAGUUUGUAGAAGAGAAUCGGUCUGUUUCAUUCUGCAGCGAGCGGACAUGUUCCCCGCUUCCUUUCCUAGUGUGACGUGUUUUGUUUUUUAUCUCUGUGAUGAAGAAAGUCCUCCAGGAAGCUGCCUAACGUUUCCUCCAGAGGCGAAACUAAUCACUGAUUGCUGCCUAACGUUUCCUCCAGAGGCGAAACUAAUCACUGAUUGCUGCCUCAGCAGGUGUGCAGCGAUAAUGAAAGUGUAAACUCUGAGGUUCCUCUCCUCUCCUGCUUCCUGAGACCUUCUGUUGUCGUUCCUCGGUGCGUAACCGCAGGAUACGAGCGCGCUGUCCAUGACAAAACAUCCUGUUCAGGACCGGAACCGAGCGGUCAGCAUCCUCCCGUCUCCGGGGCCGAGCUUUGCUCACUUUUAUUUACUUUUUGUCUUACAAUAAUUAUUAAUGUGUGACACGUUUUAUUUCGCAUUGCCUUUGGAGAAUUUGUCUUGUACAUAAAGUGUACAGUUAAAAAAAAAAAAAAUCAAGUGAGGCCAUGUUCUUGUGUGUGUGGUUUUUUUGUUUUGUUUUUUUUUUGGUCUGUUUUGUGUGUGAUGGGGGAGGAAAUUGUGUCUUGUAAAAGCUUUCAGACUUUGAUUUUUAAAAUUUUGCAACCACAAACCUCUGAAUUACAGGAGGUUAUAUGACAGACUCAUUGUGGUCCAUUACAGAUGAGAACGUUUAAAAUUU
Gambusia affinis (western mosquitofish) is the source of this 5212-nucleotide messenger RNA. RefSeq lists its product as uncharacterized. Bases 438 to 4160 code for a protein of 1240 amino acids. NCBI's taxonomy places the organism in Eukaryota, Metazoa, Chordata, Actinopteri, Cyprinodontiformes, Poeciliidae. The transcript has 18 exons. The record is from RefSeq and is a predicted model, not a curated record.